GCGGGAGGGGUGCGGAGGGGUUUCAAUCUGAAUAAUUGAAGAGCGAUUCAGCAGCGUCCGCUGCCUCCUGCCUUCCUUUAUCACUACCACCGCCCCCAUCUCAGCUGUAAGUGCAGACCGCCGGACAUUAGCAUCCAGUCCAGGCCAUCACCUCCAACCCCUCUGACGUUUGUGCCCAAGACCAGGCUGCUGUGUCUUCCACUGGGCCUUUCAUAAAAGGACAAGCACUAAUUGCUCCAUGAGUUCCAGGAUCAUCCGCUAAGGCUCCCAUAGUCCUUUCUAUCAGCAAACCUUCACUGCAACCCUACUGUUAAAGAUGAGUGGCUUUCUGGCCUCACUGGACCCGAGGCGGGUACAGUGGGGGGCCGCCUGGUAUGCAAUGCACUCUCGGAUCCUGCGCACCAAACCGGUGGAGUCCAUGCUGGAGGGAACUGGGACCACCUCGGCGCAUGGUACCAAGCUAGCCCAGGUGCUCACCACUGUAGACCUCAUCUCUCUUGGAGUCGGCAGCUGUGUGGGCACUGGCAUGUAUGUGGUGUCUGGCCUGGUGGCCAAGGAGAUGGCAGGGCCUGGGGUCAUCGUGUCCUUCAUCAUUGCUGCUGUUGCAUCUAUAUUAUCAGGGGUAUGCUAUGCAGAGUUUGGAGUCCGAGUCCCCAAGACUACAGGAUCUGCCUACACCUACAGCUAUGUCACCGUUGGGGAAUUCGUGGCAUUUUUCAUCGGCUGGAACUUGAUUCUGGAGUACCUGAUUGGCACGGCGGCUGGUGCCAGUGCUCUGAGCAGUAUGUUUGACUCCCUGGCAAACCACAGCAUCAGCCGCUGGAUGGUGGACACCGUGGGAACCCUCAACGGCUUGGGGAAAGGGGAAGAGUCCUACCCAGACCUUCUGGCUCUGGUGAUUGCGGUCAUAGUGACCAUCAUUGUGGCUCUAGGAGUGAAAAACUCUGUGGGCUUCAACAACGUCCUCAAUGUGCUGAACCUGGCAGUGUGGGUGUUCAUCAUGAUCGCAGGCCUCUUCUUCAUCAAUGGCAAAUACUGGGCUGAAGGCCAGUUCUUGCCCCACGGAUGGUCAGGGGUGCUGCAAGGAGCAGCCACGUGCUUCUAUGCUUUCAUUGGCUUUGACAUCAUUGCCACCACUGGUGAGGAAGCCAAGAACCCCAACACAUCCAUCCCUUACGCCAUCACUGCAUCCCUGGUCAUCUGCCUGACAGCGUAUGUGUCUGUGAGCAUGAUCUUAACCCUGAUGGUACCAUAUUACGCCAUUGACACAGAGUCCCCGCUCAUGGAGAUGUUUGUGGCCCAUGGCUUCUAUGCUGCAAAGUUUGUAGUGGCCAUUGGCUCGGUGGCAGGACUGACCGUCAGCUUGCUGGGCUCCCUCUUCCCCAUGCCCAGGGUCAUUUACGCCAUGGCUGGCGAUGGGCUGCUUUUCAGGUUCCUGGCUCAUGUGAGCUCCUACACAGAGACACCAGUGGUAGCUUGCAUAGUGUCAGGCUUCCUGGCCGCUCUCCUCUCUCUGCUGGUGAGCCUGAGGGACCUCAUAGAGAUGAUGUCCAUCGGCACGCUCCUCGCCUACACCCUGGUCUCUGUCUGUGUCUUGCUUCUUCGGUAUCAACCUGAGAGCGACAUCGAUGGUUUUGUCAAGUUCCUGUCUGAGGAGCACACCAAGAAGAAGGAAGGCAUCCUGGCUGACUGUGAGAAGGAAACUUGUUCUCCUGUGAGUGAAGGGGAGGAAUUUUCCAGCCCAGCCACCAACACCUGUGGGGCUAAAAACCUGCCGUCCUUGGGAGACAAUGAGAUGCUCAUAGGGAAAUCAGAUAAGUCCGCCUACAAUGUCAACCACCCCAAUUACGGCACUGUGGACAUGACCACAGGCAUAGAAGCCGAUGAAUCAGAAAACAUCUAUCUCAUCAAGUUGAAGAAGCUGAUCGGACCCCGUUACUACACCAUGAGAAUCCGGCUGGGCCUUCCAGGCAAAAUGGACCGGCCCACGGCAGCGACCGGGCACACGGUGACCAUCUGCGUGCUCCUGCUGUUCAUCCUCAUGUUCAUCUUCUGCUCCUUCAUCAUCUUUGGCUCCGAGUACAUCUCAGGCCAGAGCUGGUGGGCCAUCCUUCUGGUCGUUCUGAUGCUGCUGCUGAUCAGUGUGCUGGUGUUUGUAAUCCUGCAGCAGCCAGAGAACCCCAAGAAGCUGCCGUACAUGGCCCCCUGCCUCCCCUUUGUGCCUGCCUUUGCCAUGUUGGUGAAUAUCUAUCUCAUGCUAAAGCUCUCCACCAUCACAUGGAUCCGGUUUGCGGUCUGGUGCUUUGUGGGUAUGCUCAUUUAUUUUGGGUAUGGCAUCUGGAACAGCACCUUGGAAAUCAGCGCCCGAGAGCAGGCCCUGCACCAGAGCACGUACCAGCGCUACGAUGUGGAUGAUCCCUUUUCUGUGGAGGAGGGGUUCUCCUACGCUACCGAGGGCGAGAGCCAGGAGGACUGGGGUGGGCCCGCCGAGGACAAAGGCUUCUAUUACCAACAGAUGUCAGAUGCGAAGGCAAACAGCCGGACGAGUAGCAAAGCGAAAAGCAAAAGCAAACACAAACAGAACUCGGAGGCCCUGAUUGCAAAUGACGAGUUAGAUUGCUCUCCGGAGUAAGACUAACCGCGCAGGAGCCUAGAGAGGGUGGUUUCUUAGUAAAUCAGCCUAUGUGCUAGAAGGUGGAAACUUCUUCCAACUCUCAUUUCACAAACCCAGCCUUCCCCCAAGGUCCAUCCCCAGGCAUAACCUGUCAUUUGCUACUUUUGCUCUUCAGGGGAAUUCUGUCGAAGGGUUUUACCCAGGGCCCUUAACUAGCCCUCUUGUUAAACAAACAAACAAACAAACAAACAAACAAACAAAAAUCAAACUCAAAAGACUACAUGAAAUUCUGUUAGUGAGAUGCCCAGCCGAUGGCAGCAAAUGUUUGCUUUGUAGGAUGGAUCUUAGUGCUUCUUACAGAGACGGAGGAAGCUUCCUCCAUCCCAGAUGAGAACACAGCCCCGGGGGAAGGAGCCACAAAGGUGGUGACAGUGCAGUGUGAGGCAGCUGUCAGCCCACCCAGAGCAGCGCUGUGAGCUCCUCCCCCAGGUCAGUAGGUCAGGCUGUUUCAGGACUUUCUCUGUCAGCAACACUGUGUCCUUACAUCUCACCUCACCUUCCCACUAAACUAACCGUGGAGGAGACCCACGGUUCCUCACUCACCAAAGUUCUUACAGUUUCCAGACUAUAAUUUUAGGAUCCAGAAAGGACUCGGAGAACACAUUCCCCCACAAAGCACCCAUGCAGACACAGUAGUAUAGUUAGACCCACCAUCAGAACUUGAGGGAAAAAAGGUAAAAGCUUAGAUAGCAAUCUCUUGCAGAGGUCAGAAAAGCAUUGGCAGACAUGAACUGUCUGUCAUGCAUUCCCUUAUACCAGAUCUUAAGCUCCUGCCACGAUGGUGAAAGGGCAGAGGUGGGCUGUGACGCCAUGCCUCUGAUAUGCCUGGAAUAAGUAGGCUAUUUGUUUAACAAUCUGAUAAAAGUAACUCGGCCACUGAGAUCACAUUACAAAUCCUACUUCAUAUUUCUAAAAUUAUAAACUCUGCAGAGGUUUUUUUUUUUUUUUUUUAAUUUUUCAAGCUAGGCAGCCACUUGGCUGGCUGCUGCUGUUGAAAAACGGUGGUGCAGAAGGCCAGGGACUUAGGUCACUGAGCUCAGCGAGAUCACACUCCCACACGGACCUCAUGCUUCAGAAGAGCUCGCUUUUAGAGUAUUUUUUCCUGUUCCUUCCCAAAGUACUUUCACAGAGCCCCAGAGAAAUGCUACCUGGUGACAUUUACGUGUAGGCCACCGGCGGGAUGCUUAAAAGAAUUUUCCCAAGCAGGACAGAUGAAUUUGUGACAGGAAAAGUCUGUGAGUUCUACCCCCCCGGCAGCCAUGGACCCUAUGGCUUCAACAGCGGGAGUACAUGAGAAUUUUCCUCACGCUAAGAUUUUUGAGAGAAUUUUCUGGAAGGAGGGCAAAGAGCAAAUCCCUUCUUUAUCAUCUGCCAAAAAUUCUCCUGAGAAUCAACAAACAUUCUCCUUUCUUAAAGUCUGAAGCUCGUGUCCUCUUGGCAUGUACUAGAGUUACAGAGAAAAGGUGCGCUUCCUGCUGAGCUAACUCACUGAAAUACACCAGUGGCUAAGUGGCAGGCAUGAGGAGACCUGUAACUUCCUCCCUUGGAGCUUACAGUACAGGGAGGUGCAGUUUUGGAGCCCCAUGACCAAUGCAAGAGGCAUACCAGAAAAAUAUCAGUUGAAAUUAUUUUUUAAGACAAUGCAUAAUAAAUUGCAUACCAUGCCCCUAGCUGGUUUAUGCCAUUGCAUUCAAAUAAUUACAGUUUUUAGAUCACUUCAUAUUAAUUACAUAGAACCCAGUAUAUUCAUGGUAUCAUUUUUAUGUAAAGUCUAACAAAACUGUGUAUCCUCUUUCCUAAACUUAACCAUCAUGAUCCAGUGUCUGGCCUGCGACAAAUCACCCUGGAAAAUUCACUGUCAAAUUGAUGUCAUGAUGUUAAAAACUAAGUUUUAACUGGUUUAGGAGCAAGAAAUCUGCCUGGUUAAAUUGCAUCUAUUAAGCUGCAGUCAUGGGUAACCUUCUCUCCCUUAGGUGUGUUUAGAAGAAAUAUGGAUACAAAGUGACAGAUUUUCAUGUGAGUAGAAAGUUUCCUUUUACUGAUGGUGUUGAGGUAUAAAAGUAGCAGUGGUCUGGUGGCAGCUGUGUGCAUCUUCUGUAGCCUAAGAAGAGUGAGCAUGGGUUGUGUUAGUUAAUGCCAUUGGUGUUGAUUCUGUGCAGAGCCAAGGAAUUACUCUCAUUUCAUAAGCCAUUUGUCUCCGUUGGUAGCUUUGGAUGUCUUUGCUCUCUUCGUUUUUCUAACAUUGCUGGGGUCAUCUUCUUAGCUAUCUUGGUUUUUUAAACAUUGUUUGGAAAGUUUUCUCAGGUCCAUAGCAAGGUUCAUUGUGUUUCUCAGCUCUUAUGGAAGAGUCCCAGGUUUCACAAGGCAACUGUCAAAUACCAUCAACCACAGAAAUGACAAUAUCAGCUAACAUAUCUGAAUACUGUAUUUGUGAGGCUUCAUUAAAAGAAGGGUCCCUUUAUAAAUAUUUAUCUUAGGAAAUCUCUUCUGGUGGGUUUCAGUGUGUGUGAAGCCAAUAAUUUAAUAUCUUUGAAUUCUAUUUAUUUACCAAUACUCUGCAUCAUUUCAGAAAGAUUGGAGGCAGCUAUUAAAAUGCAUGUGCUCCAAAACAAAAUGGGUGGACACAACUGAAACAGAAGAGAGGCUAACACUAAGCCAGAAGUAUGUAUAGUGCACAAGCGCAGAACUCUCAAGGGCUUGGCUACAUUUUCCGAUGAAGGGUGUCUUAGUCAGGGUUUCUAUUCCUGCACAAACAUCACGACUAAGAAGCAAGUUGGGGAGGAAAGGG
Molecule: messenger RNA, 5462 nt
Organism: Mus caroli (Ryukyu mouse)
Lineage: Eukaryota; Metazoa; Chordata; Mammalia; Rodentia; Muridae
Gene: Slc7a14
Product: solute carrier family 7 member 14
Biological process (GO): amino acid transport; transmembrane transport
Cellular component (GO): plasma membrane
Molecular function (GO): amino acid transmembrane transporter activity
Source: RefSeq, a predicted model, not a curated record